AUGGCUGGCCUGCAACGAUCUGUACAAACUUUCAGGAGAUCAGGCUCAUCUGGAAUGGUGUGGCACGAGCGGUUCCUCUCCGAGGAGAAGGAGGAGGGGGGAGGAAGAGGAGGGUCAGAGUUCAGGGAACUCGGGCACUCGCAAAGUGUUGGAUCGAGCGGGACGACCGAGCACAGACGCAUCCAUGGCAGGCAAGCCUUCCGCGCAGGCGCCGUCCCACCAGCCGUAGACCCGCCGUCGCCAGACGUCUCUGGAUGCCUUCUCUGUGGAAUCUUCGGCAAGCCCAGGUCCAGCGAUCCAUCCAAGCCAAGAAGGCGUCAGCUGCGUCGGACGGCGCAAACAUGA
This is a messenger RNA of Musa acuminata AAA Group (dessert banana), 345 nucleotides long. RefSeq names its product MAPK kinase substrate protein At1g80180-like. NCBI's taxonomy places the organism in Eukaryota, Viridiplantae, Streptophyta, Magnoliopsida, Zingiberales, Musaceae. Bases 1 to 345 code for a protein of 114 amino acids. The transcript has a single exon. The record is from RefSeq and is a predicted model, not a curated record.